Cornus florida is the source of this 2128-nucleotide messenger RNA. Its product is annotated as T-complex protein 1 subunit beta. Gene Ontology annotation, biological process: protein folding. The record is from RefSeq and is a predicted model, not a curated record. The coding region runs from base 226 to 1809 and encodes 527 amino acids. NCBI's taxonomy places the organism in Eukaryota, Viridiplantae, Streptophyta, Magnoliopsida, Cornales, Cornaceae. Gene Ontology annotation, cellular component: chaperonin-containing T-complex; cytosol. Gene Ontology annotation, molecular function: ATP-dependent protein folding chaperone; ATP hydrolysis activity; ATP binding. The transcript is spliced from 12 exons.
UUUUGUGUUUCGUUGAGAACUCGCUUGGGUUAAGUUUGGCCAUCAGUCGAUCCAAAGCCUCCAAAGUUGCGGCGCCUAUAUCUUCCCAAUAGAGAGAGAAGGCAAACAAGGGCGACAAACACUGCAACGCAGGGAGAGAACCGAAACCCUAGAAACGCAGAUCUAUCGAACGAGACAAUUAUUUGAGCAUCCAGUUACGUGCUACACCUGUUUCCAUUCUCUGUCAUGGCGGUCGAUAAUCUUUUCAAAGAUGAAGCCACUGAAGAAAAGGGGGAGCGUGCUAGAAUGGCAUCCUUUGUUGGUGCCAUGGCAAUUGCAGACUUGGUUAAGACAACCUUAGGCCCAAAGGGGAUGGAUAAAAUUCUACAAUCGACAGGCAGGGGACGGAGUGUCACUGUCACCAAUGAUGGCGCGACCAUCUUAAAAUCCCUCCAUAUCGACAAUGCAGCUGCUAAAGUCCUUGUUGACAUUUCAAAGGUUCAAGAUGAUGAAGUUGGUGAUGGGACAACUUCGGUGGUUGUUUUGGCUGGGGAGCUUUUAAGGGAGGCAGAAAAGCUAGUAGCAACAAAGAUUCAUCCGAUGACAAUCAUUUCAGGUUACCGGAUGGCAGUUGAAUGUGCUCGCGACGCAUUGUUGCAGAGAGUCAUGGAUAAUAAAGAGGAUUCAGAGAAAUUCAAAUUGGAUUUGAUGAGGAUUGCAAUGACCACUUUGAGUUCAAAAAUACUCUCUCAGGAUAAGGAACAUUUUGCAAAGCUGGCUGUUGACGCUGUUAUGAGGUUAAAGGGCAGCACAAACUUGGAGUCCAUCCAAAUUAUUAAGAAGGCUGGAGGAUCAUUGAAAGAUUCGUUUUUGGAUGAAGGAUUUAUUCUGGACAAAAAGAUAGGUAUUGGCCAACCAAAAAGAAUAGAAAAUGCGAAGAUUUUGGUGGCAAACACUGCUAUGGAUACAGAUAAAGUGAAAAUUUAUGGUGCACGUGUUCGUGUUGAUUCAAUGUCUAAGGUUGCCCAGAUCGAGGGGGCUGAAAAGGAAAAGAUGAAAGAGAAGGUGCAAAAGAUUAUAGCUCAUGGGAUUAACUGCUUUGUUAACAGGCAGUUGAUUUACAAUUUCCCAGAGGAACUCUUUGCAGAUGCAGGAGUACUUGCAAUUGAACAUGCUGAUUUUGACGGCAUUGAGCGCCUGGCUCUUGUUACUGGCGGUGAAAUUGCAUCGACAUUUGAUAAUCCAGAGACCGUUAAGCUUGGGCACUGCAAACUUAUUGAAGAAAUCAUGAUUGGUGAGGACAAGUUGAUCCAUUUUUCUGGCGUCGAAAUGGGCCAGGCUUGUACCAUAGUACUGAGAGGUGCAAGCUUUCACGUGCUUGACGAAGCAGAAAGAUCUUUGCAUGAUGCAUUGUGUGUGCUUUCCCAGACUGUAAAUGACAGCAGGGUUUUGCUUGGUGGUGGAUGGCCUGAGAUGGUGAUGGCAAAGGAAGUGGAUGAGCUUGCCCGGAAGACUCCUGGGAAGAAAUCUCAUGCUAUUGAAGCUUUUUCACGUGCACUUGUAGCAAUACCGACAACCAUUGCUGACAAUGCAGGUUUGGACAGCGCUGAGUUGAUUGCACAGCUCCGUGCAGAGCACCACAAAGAAGGAAGCAAUGCUGGAAUUGAUGUCAUCUCUGGAUCUGUGGGAGAUAUGGCUGAGCUGGGGAUUUCUGAGGCAUUCAAAGUUAAGCAGGCUGUAUUGCUUUCCGCAACCGAGGCUGCAGAGAUGAUUCUUAGAGUUGAUGAAAUCAUUACUUGCGCCCCUCGAAGGAGAGAAGAUAGAAUGUGAAAGCAAGGAAGAUCACUUAUCCAUGGUUAGCAGCAUAUGUUGUAAUGCACCUUCUAAUACUUGGCUUAUGCACGAGUAGAAUACUGAUUGGGUUGAGAUUUGGUUGGUUUGCAAAGUUGUGUUCUUUGCAGGGUUGAUUAGUUUUUUGUCUGGAGAAGUUAUGCACAAUGUUUUGCUGCUUAGUUUUUGUAAAAGUUUGCUGAAGUUGAUCCACAAAUUAUGAAUUUUUUGUUCCACAACUAAUUGACAUGAUGGUCGAUUGGAAAUCAACUUGGAUGUAAACAAAUGUUAAGUGGGGUUAACGAGUUUUUCUGAAAAA